Molecule: messenger RNA, 1086 nt
Organism: Ceraceosorus guamensis
Lineage: Eukaryota; Fungi; Basidiomycota; Exobasidiomycetes; Ceraceosorales; Ceraceosoraceae
Exons: 6
Coding region: 1-1086 (361 amino acids)
Source: RefSeq, a predicted model, not a curated record
AUGUCCAUCAUCAAUUAUCCUGCGCAAGUCGACUUCGAUUCUGAGAAGUGGAGCUUGCUGGGAGCAGCAGAGCUGCGAGAUGCCAGCGCAGACUUGAUCAAUCUCACUGCUAAAGGGUCGAGUGAUUGGUGGAGGACGCCAAAAGGUUCUCAGCCACUUGACAAUGUCAAUGCGAGGACGGGGCCUACGCUCACUCUCGCUGUGGAUGACGGCGAGGCCAAUUGGACAGCGGGCGUAUGGAUGCAGUGUGGGAUGGAUGAGAGCAUGGGCAAAGGCGCGACGGACGAACGCCAGCUCAAACCUGCUCCUCGCCGUCUUGCAAGGUUCAAGCAGGCUGCUCUGUUCGUCCACGCUGGUGAGACCAUCGGAGAGCCUAGCACGAGCUGGACGAAAGCAGGCGUCGAAUUUGACGAGGGACGGGAAAAUGUCGGCUGCGUUGUUGCCAAUCCCUACUCUGAUUGGUCUACCGCACCUUCCAAGCCAUCCGUCGGGCUCUCGAAGCAGAAUUGGCUCUACGUUCAGGUGACCAGACAUGGACCUGAUCUGAGCGUGUCGAUCGCAUACUCUGAGGCAGUUCAACAAGCGUCAGAGUUGCCUCUUCGACCUCAAGCCUCUGAGCUCGUGCAGAUUCGCGAGAUCAGAGGAUUUGUUCAGCCAGCGACAUUUCAAGACGAGGCCUCGUGCGAAGCGAGCGGUCAGAAAUGGCGUGUCGGUGUGAUGACAUGUGGACCGCUCAGCCAAGCGACCCAGUCGACGUUCGCCAAGUUCUCCUUCGAGAGUAGUAGUAGUAGCACUCGGUGUGAUGUACGACUAGCGUGCGACGACAACGGGGAUCAAGAAAGGAUUGAAGAUCGGACCGAGGAACAUUCGGACGUCACGCAGCCGAACCUAUCGGAGUGUCCUUAUCCUAGAUCCGAAGCGAUGGUGAAUGCAGCCCCAUCAGCAAUCGCCGCGUCCGGCCAGUCCGCAUCUUCUGGCGCCAGCAAGCGACAUCAUCGUCUCAAAGCGUUCAAUGCCGCCAAGCUUGCCGGUCUCCAUAAUUUGCCGACCAUGGCAUGUGGCUUGAAUCACAAAGACUACAUGUAA